AUCCCUUCCAAAUACAGGUUUAGCCAAAAGGUAGUGUGCAUGCUUCAACCCUUUGAUUUAUAUUUAUGAUCUAUUACCUUAAUGUUGUUCACCACAUUACAAAUGUAACUGAUGUUUUCACCACAUAAAGUCAAAAUAUCUGUAUUGUCGUCUGCACAUAAGGGCAAGGAUGCAGAGGAAUGGCUGCAGAACAGGUCUCCUGUUUUGUCCAUUCCACUUCUGACUUGUAGUAUCCUGAGCAAAAUUAGGGAACACUUUGUAGUCGAGGAAAAGGUAUUUAAACAAACCGACGAAAAUGUGCUCACGAUGACCCUCUCAUAUACAAUAUAAAUCAUAAGGGUGCUUUGUGCAUCCAUUCCGUGCCAAGUCUUAUGUUUCUUCACGUAGGGGUGUCUUGUUCAAAUCUAUGUAUCAAAACAUUUCCAUUACAUAAUUCUUCAACUUCUUGAUAAGUUCUCCUGUAUUUUGCUGCAUGAAUCAAAC
This is a messenger RNA of Ilex paraguariensis (yerba mate), 483 nucleotides long. NCBI's taxonomy places the organism in Eukaryota, Viridiplantae, Streptophyta, Magnoliopsida, Aquifoliales, Aquifoliaceae. The record is from the annotation of a GenBank genome assembly.